Molecule: messenger RNA, 1443 nt
Organism: Ectocarpus siliculosus
Lineage: Eukaryota; Phaeophyceae; Ectocarpales; Ectocarpaceae
Source: the annotation of a GenBank genome assembly
AUGGUGGGGUCGCCUGAGUUCGUGAGCCUGGUCAAGGCUCAGUUCGAGGUGCUCGCCACGGUGCUGGGAGCGGAUCGGGUCGUGCUGUAUGCGAGAAGAGAGAGCACCGAAACAGGUUCCUUGGAGUUUGUUCCUGCCAUGGAGUAUCCCGAGAGGCCGCCGCCUGCGUGGAGCAUGGACAUUGACGGUGUCCAGAUGCAUGAGCACCAUGCUAGCAGCGAGCUGUUGCUCCCGGCAGCCGCCGGGCAGGAGAUGAAUGCCGACUCCCCCGAUGCGGUGGAGGGAGGCGACGGUGACCUGAGCGCUCCCAUCGUGCAUUCCUCUUUACUGCUGGGAAUGAUUACCGUUAUUAAGAAUGGGAACAGCGACGGUGAAUCUAGGCCGCCUUCAGCACGGGAGAACGCUGCCCCGAGGGACAUCGAAAAUGCUCGAGUUUUGUGGGGCGAGCGGGACAAAAGGCUGCUGGAAACAAUUGCCAGGUCGGUGGGGGUGGCUGCUGUCCUCGACCAGAAGCAGAGGUGGGCGGCUGUGAUGCAAGUCGAGCCGCUGAGAAAGGUUGUGGCGGAGUCUCUCCACCAGGUGAAGAAUCCCAUGACGGCGUUGAGGACGUUCGGCAAGUUGCUGCUCAGAAGGCUGCCGCAGGAUGACACGCUUAAUCGAGAGCUGGCGAAGGACAUUAUUCUGCAGUCUGACCGCCUCGUGGACAUUCUUCUGCCAGUAGACGCGGUGCUCGGCCUGCUAGCCACGGCCGUUGAACGAGAGCGAGAGGCGCAGAUGCCAGGGGUGCAGGACGCUCUGCUGUCGCCACCAGCCCCGACCGGGAUGGAGGAAACGGUGGCGUACGAGAUGAUGCCGUUCGGGCUUCUCUCCGUGGAAGACGUGAUCCAGCCGGUUACUAGGGCGGCGCAAGCGGCCGCCAAGGAAAGGCGGGUCGGCUUCAGGUGGCGGGUGGACCAAGAUCUUCCCGAAGUCGUUGGCGACGAGCGGGCCUUGGAGGAGGCCUUGUCCAACGUCGUGGAAAACGCGCUAAAGUUCUGCAAGAUGGGGCGCGGCGAGGGCGGGAAGGACGGCGGGGUUCGUGCGACGGUGGUCUUGAGGGCCCGCCUGAGCGCGGAACCCGAGUGGGGAGCCGAGAGCGGCGUUGUUAUAGAAGUCGUGGACAACGGCCCGGGCAUCGAAGCAGAAGACAUGCCGUACAUCUUCGACCGCGGGUACAGAGGGAGGCAGCCGUUACAGUGCGGCAUUCCGGGGACGGGCCUCGGCCUGGGCAUCGCCAGGGACACGAUGCGCUCGUUCGGCGGGGACCUGGAGGUUGUGAAUAUGAAGAGGGACACGGAUGGUGAUGGUGGUGCCGGUGGUGGCUUAAAGGACGGGGGCUGGGGGACGGGGGUGAAGCUGUACCUGCCGAGGGGGGAACGAAGGACAUCAGAGGGGGGGGGAUGA